Molecule: messenger RNA, 3318 nt
Organism: Durusdinium trenchii
Lineage: Eukaryota; Dinophyceae; Suessiales; Symbiodiniaceae
Source: the annotation of a GenBank genome assembly
CGCGUCACUCGCGUCACCCUCGCAGCUCGACCUGACCCGCUCUCCUCGCUGACCUCGACCGCCAUGUCGCGCGUGCGGGCCUCCUCGGCGCCGGCGCCCAAAGGGCUGAAGCGCCCGGUGAAAGUCUGCGUCCGGGUGCGGCCAGUUUUAGAGCGGGAGGUGGAGAAUGGCUGCUACCAUGGUUGCAUCGCCAUGGCCCAUGAGCGUGUCUACAUUAGCACAGAGGAUAAGCCUGUUCUCAUCGGCAGCAAGGAUGACCCGCCGCCUGAAGGCGUCAAGGUGUAUCCUGGCUUCGAUGGGCUGCUGGACCAAGACUCCAGUCAGGAGGAUUGCUUCCAAGUCGCGGGCCGCGAGACCGUGGAUGGUGUCCUUUGGGGUCUCAAUGGUGCCCUCAUGGCCUAUGGCCAGACCAGCACUGGGAAGACCCACACCAUGGUGGGAGACAAGAGCCGGCCCGGGCUAUGUCUCAAGGCUGCGGCUCAUCUCUUCUCCGAGGCAGGGCUUCUUGGAUCUCAGAUUGAGGUCACGGCCUCCUUUCUACAGUUGUAUUUGAAUCACAUCACCGACUUACUGGUCAAAGAUGGCCACGAAAAGAAGUUGAAGCUUCGAGAAGUGGUCGAAGAGGACUUUGUGGACACUCGUGUGGAAGGCCUAAGCUCUCGCCCGGUGAAGAGUAUGGACGACGUGGAAGCCUUGUUGGAAGAAGGAAAUCGACGACGGCAGCAGGCGUGUACGGCCUUGAACGCUAGCUCCAGCCGAUCGCAUGCCGUGCUGAUCCUCAACGUAACUCUGUGGCAAGGCGGGACUGAGGAGGAGAACGCCACCGACGCCAAACUGUACUUGGUCGACUUGGCUGGAUCUGAACGGGUGAAGGAUUCCUGCGCCACAGGCGAUCGCCUGACCGAAGCGGUUCACAUUAACAAGUCUCUCUUUGCCCUGCAGGGCGUGGUGGCCGCACUCGCAGACGGCAAUCCCUUUGUGCCGUACCGCAACGACCCCCUGACGCAGCUCUUGCGUCCUGCAUUGGGCGGCAACUGCUGCACCACGCUGGUCGCUACGGUGUCACCGGCACAGAAGCCACUGGGCGAACGAGUUCGGGUCGUUUUGGCGGGUGAGUUGCAGCGCAGGCAGGGUCUUGCUGCGCCCCUUCCAAAGCCAAAGCGCAAAAGGCACUCGAGAGAGUCGGAGGGCACCUUGAACUUUGCCUCCAGCUGCCGGAGGAUCAAGGGCGAGGUCUUUGUGAACUCGGUGCGAAAGCCACGGCCAUGGGAGGAGAAGCCCAAGGAGGAGCCCACGAAGACCGAAGAGCCGGAAUGUCCUUGGGCCUCCUUAGCCGCACUGGACGCUGCGUCAGUGAUGGAAUCGCAGAUGCUGGACACGGCUCAUGGGCAGAUCCAUGUCCUCACCUGUGGACCAGCGGAUGGUGAGGCCGUCCUGUUGCUUCAUGGCUGCCCAUCGGAUGCAUGGACCUGGAAGUGGCUUUUUCCGCCCUUGCUCUACAGCAAGUACCGUGCCAUUGCCAUUGACAUGCCGGGCUUUGGCAGUUCGCCGGGGACGCGCUUGGGGAGUCGAUCGGAGCUGAACAACGCCAAGGGCGGACCACUGGACAUCUGCUGUGCCGUGCUGGACGCCCUGGGGGUCCAAAAGGCCAACGUGGUGGGAUAUGAUUGGGGUGCUGGUAUCGCACUGUCCAUGGCCUUACUGCGGAAGACCCGUGUCAACAAGAUCGUGCCCUUCCAUCCAUCCUACUCCCCACCCAAAGGCGAGAACCUCGGAGUCAUGCCGGUGCCGGUGCUGGUGCUCUGGGUGAAGGAAGAUCAGUUCCACAAUCUGACCAAGUGGCGGAAGCAUUUUCAGGCCUUGCCCAGUUCAAAGAGAGAGCUCGAAGUCUACUCCUUGGGCUCUCGCUGGAAGCCCGGCAUGUCCCUGGGCAGUGACCCUCAGCUGGGUCCGCAGCUGCAGCGCCGCAUCCUGGCGUUCCUCGCCGGCGAGGUGGCCGCGCCGGUGGCCGGCGCGCUGGAGAAGCGCUUGGAGGCCAAGGCGGCCACCGCCGCGGGGCAGCUGGUAGUGCAUGCGCAGAAUGUGGUGGUGGCCGACGCCUUGGCGGACGCAGGCGAUGUGGCGAAGCAGCUGAGGGAGGUCGCGGACCCCACCUUAGCAGCAGUGCAACAAUUCAAAGAGUUCCCUGGCGAAUAUGCCUGGAUGAAUAUGGAUGGAUGGCUUUGGAGGAGUGUGGCUGUGGGGCUCUGGAGCGCGGGGCGCCUGGCAGCGCUCUACGCGCAGCGCCUCACGGGCUCCUCGGCGUCCUCGGCGGCGCUCUUCGGCGCGCUGCCGGAGAUGAGCCCCGAGGCCUUGAGCGAUCCAAACAUCUUGGUGAACUUGGGCCUUUGGUCGCAAGCGCCCGAAGGCUGGGAGCGCAUGCGGCACACGCCUCGGUACUGCGUGGGGCGCAAGGUGCUGGUGCGGCAGAAGGUGAUCUUCAAGCCUUCGGAUUCCGACUUCAUGUGCGUGUCAUCCUCCGGGGCAGACCGUACGACCUCCAAAGCGGAACUGAAGGGGAAGUCCAAGGAGAAUGCUGAUACGUGGUUGGUGGAGGUCACUGAGGCAGGUGGCAGCCGCCGAAUGGCGGAGGUGCCCAAGGCCGAGGUGCUGCGGCUCAACCAACGGCAUGACUUGGCAAAGAACGGGAAGCAUGUGCUACUGGAGGAUGGCUUGAAGUGUGACUAUUCCUCUCCACUCUGUCGCGCCAAGCUUUGCGAAAUCGCGCUGGCACUGAGCCCGGUGGUGAAAAACCUGGACUUCAACACCGCCGAUGGCGGGGAGGCGGUGCAACUGAAGGCCUUGGAGGUCAUUCGAAAGUGUUUGGACAUCAUCACCUUCCAGAAGGGCCUCGAUCGCGGCCGGAGCUGUGCCACGUGCGAUGACGUGGCCAAGAUGGCUUGUCAUGGCCAAGGCCAUUGCCACACGGUCUCCUCCACGAUGGCGGCCUUUCUGUUUCCCUUCGCCCAGGUGCUGGGCUUGGACGUGAAGUACCGCGGGGGCUACUCCUGGGGCGGAGUGAACAUGGGCGAACCCGCAGACGAGACGGUCGAGGUGGCCGACAGCCCUGAACGACAUCAAUGGCUGGAAGUGACGUUACGCCCUUCGCUGCAGAGCUAUGUGUGUGAUCUUUGGGUGGCCGAUGCAGUGGGGAACGAUGCCCUUAAAUGGCCCAUCAGUGAGGCCUAUCAGAACCGGCUGUACCCCAACGGCAGCUUCAAUAUCGGACAGCAAAGCUGUCCCGAGGAAGCUACUGAUCUUGACUUGCCAGAGCUGUAA